Messenger RNA from Malania oleifera, 4308 nucleotides. RefSeq names its product structural maintenance of chromosomes protein 4. Gene Ontology annotation, molecular function: ATP binding; protein binding; ATP hydrolysis activity. Gene Ontology annotation, cellular component: chromosome. Lineage: Eukaryota; Viridiplantae; Streptophyta; Magnoliopsida; Santalales; Ximeniaceae. The transcript has 28 exons. Gene Ontology annotation, biological process: mitotic chromosome condensation. The record is from RefSeq and is a predicted model, not a curated record. The coding region runs from base 104 to 3859 and encodes 1251 amino acids.
AUUACUUAUAUGUCAAAUUAUCGCAAGUUUUUAGAUUUCUCAAUCUGGGAGACGAAAGAGUGUCUGUGUGGCAGUUCAAAAGGCUCGUUGGGGAGAUUUGGAGAUGGAGCCGGAAGUGGGGAAUCCGAUGGAAUCGCCCGACGACUUCGCCGCCGGCGAGUCUGACUCAGUUCCCGGAAGGUGUAGAGCUCCGAGGCUCUUCAUUAGGGAAAUGGUCAUGAAGAACUUCAAAUCUUACGCCGGUGAACAGCGCGUUGGCCCUUUCCACAAGAGCUUUUCGGCGGUGGUUGGUCCGAACGGGAGUGGGAAGAGCAACGUGAUAGACGCCAUGCUCUUUGUAUUUGGAAAACGAGCCAAGCAGAUGCGGCUCAACAAAGUUUCAGAGCUCAUCCACAACUCCACAAAUCACCAGAAUCUAGACAGUGCUGGUGUUUCUGUUUACUUUCAGGAGAUCAUUGAUCUGGAGGAUGGGACCUAUGAAGCUGUUCCAGGAAGUGACUUUGUAAUUACUCGUGUUGCAUUUAGAGACAAUUCCUCUAAGUACUACAUUAAUGAUCGUGCAAGUAAUUUCACAGAAGUGACUAAGAAAUUAAAAGGGAAAGGAGUGGACUUGGACAAUAACCGAUUUUUGAUUCUUCAGGGUGAAGUUGAGCAGAUUUCAUUGAUGAAGCCAAAGGCCCAAGGGCCUCAUGAUGAAGGUUUUCUAGAAUAUCUUGAGGACAUUAUUGGAACUAACAAAUAUGUUGAGAAGAUUGAUGAGUCAUUUAAGCUGCUUGAAUCCCUUAAUGAAAAAAGAUCUGGUGUGGUGCAACUGGUUAAGUUAGCAGAGAAGGAAAGAGAUAGCUUGGAGGAUGUAAAGAAUGAAGCCGAAGCCUACAUGCUAAAAGACUUGUUACACUUAAAAUGGCAAGAGAAAGCCACAAAAUUGGCUUUUGAGGAUACUAGUGCUCGUACAGCUGAAGUUCAAGCCAAUCUUUCUACCAUGGAAGAAAACCUGAAGCAUGAAAGGGAAAAGAUUCAGGAAAAUAGUGUUACAUUGAAGGAGCUUGAAGCUUUGCACAAGAAGUACAUAAAAAGACAAGAGGAACUUGAUAAUGGACUACGAACUUGUAAGGAUGAGUUUAAGGAGUUUGAAAGGCAGGAUGUUAAAUACCGGGAAGAUUUAAAGCACAUGAAACAAAAAAUAAAGAAACUUGAAGAGAAAAUUGAAAAGGAUUCAUCAAAGAUCAAUGACCUCUCAAAGGAGUGUGAAGACUCGACAAAUCUGAUACCAAAGUUGGAAGAAGAUAUUCCUAGACUGCAAAAACUCUUGUUAGAGGAGGAAAAAUUCCUUGAAGAAAUUAAGGAGAAUUCUAAAGCUGAAACUGAGAACUACCGCUCUGAGCUUGCAAAUGUUCGAGUUGAACUAGAACCAUGGGAGAAACAAUUGAUUGAGCACAAGGGAAAGCUUGAAGUUGCAUGUACUGAGAGCAAGCUUUUGAAAGAGAAGCAUGAAGCUGGUCGUGCAGCUUUUGAGGAUGCACAUAAGCAAAUGAAUGAUAUAAUGAGUAAAAUAGAAACAAAAAGAGCAAGCAUAGCAAAUAUUGAAAGUGAUUUAGAGAAAAACAAGUGUGAAGCAUUGGAAGCUCGUAAAUUGGAGCAGGAAUGCAUUAAAGAACAAGAAGCACUGAUUCCUUUUGAACAAGCAGCAAGACAGAAGGUUGCAGAGCUCUUAUCUGUUAUGGAAUCUGAGAAAAGUCAAGGAUCUGUCUUGAAAGCAAUUUUGCAAGCAAAAGAAUCAAACCAAAUUGAGGGAAUUUAUGGUCGAAUGGGUGAUCUAGGUGCUAUUGAUGCAAAAUAUGAUGUUGCCGUAUCAACAGCAUGCCCUGGACUUGAUUAUAUAGUAGUAGAAACAACUGGCGCUGCACAAUCAUGCGUUGAGCUACUUCGAAGGAAGAAUCUUGGUGUUGCAACUUUCAUGAUACUGGAGAAGCAAGUUGAUCAUUUACCAAAGUUGAGGGAGAAAGUAAGCACUCCAGAGGGAGUUCCUCGCCUUUUUGAUUUGGUAAAGGUUAAAGAUGAAAGAAUGAAACUUGCAUUCUUUGCUGCAUUGGGAAAUACUGUUGUAGCUAAAGAUCUUGAUCAGGCAACUCGUAUUGCAUAUGGUGGAAACCAAGAUUUUCGGCGUGUCGUAACAGUUGAUGGUGCACUUUUUGAAAGGUCUGGUACCAUGAGUGGUGGAGGAAGUAAGCCACGUGGUGGCAAGAUGGGCACAUCUAUCCGAGCCACCAGUGUUUCGCCAGAAGCUGUUGCAACUGCUGAAAGGGAGCUUUCUACAAUGGAAGAUAAAUUGAGAAGUAUACGCCAGAGAAUCACUGAAGUAGUGAGGCAUUAUCAGACUGCAGAGAAAGCAGUUGCGCAUUUGGAGAUGGAAUUGGCUAAAAGUCAGAAAGAGAUUGAAAGUUUGAAUAAACAACAUAGUUACCUUGAAAAACAACUUGAUUCACUGAAGACCGAAUCACAGCCAAGGAAGGAUGAGCUUUUUAGGUUGGGGGAGCUCAAGAAAAUUAUUUCAACAGAAGAAAAAGAGAUUGAGAGGCUUAUACAGGGGUCUAAACAUCUGAAGGAGAAGGCUUUGGAGCUUCAGAAUAGAAUAGAAAAUGCAGGUGGUGAAAGAUUGAAAUUGCAAAAGUCAAAAGUCAAUAAGAUUCAAUCAGAUAUUGAUAAAAAAAACACUGACAUAAAUCGUCACAACGUUCAAAUAGAGACGGGUCAAAAAAUGAUAAAGAAGUUGACAAAGGGGAUUGAAGAUUCUAAGAAGGAGAAAGAGCGAAUGCUUCAGGAGAAGGAGAAACUACUUUCCAGAUUUAAAGAGAUUGAACAGAAGGCUUUUGUGGUUCAGGAGAACUAUAAGAAAACACAGGAGCUAAUUGAUCAGCAUAAAGAGGUGUUGGAUAAUGCAAAAUCCGACUACAAUGAACUAAAAAGAACUGUGGAUGAGUUGCGAGCAUCUGAGGUUGAUGCUGACUACAAAUUGAAAGACCUGAAAAAGCUUUACAAGGAAUUGGAAAUGAAGGGGAAGGGUUUCAAGAAAAAGCUUGAUGACUUGCAAAUUGCUCUUACAGAACAGAUGGAACAAAUUCAGAAGGAUUUAGUAGAUCUUGAGAAGCUUCAAGAAACCCAGACAAAUGAAACUCUUACUGAGGCUUGUGACCUACAAAGGGCCCUUGAAAUGGUGACAUUACUUGAAGCACAAUUGAAAGAUAUGAAUCCAAAUCUUGAUUCAAUCUCAGAAUAUCGGAGAAAAGUAUCUUUGUACAGUGAACGAGUAGAAGAACUUAACAAUGUUACUCAACAGCGUGAUGAUGUAAAGAAGCAGUAUGAUGAAUGGAGAAAGAAAAGGUUGGAUGAGUUCAUGGCAGGAUUCAACACCAUUUCAUUGAAAUUGAAGGAAAUGUAUCAGAUGAUCACGCUUGGAGGCGAUGCAGAACUUGAACUAGUGGAUUCUUUGGAUCCUUUUUCUGAAGGUGUUGUUUUCAGUGUUAGGCCACCAAAGAAGAGCUGGAAAAAUAUUGCAAACUUGUCGGGUGGUGAAAAGACUCUGAGCUCCUUGGCUCUUGUUUUUGCUCUUCAUCACUACAAACCUACUCCACUUUAUGUAAUGGAUGAGAUUGAUGCUGCUUUGGAUUUCAAGAAUGUUUCAAUUGUUGGACAUUAUGUGAAAGAUCGUACAAAGGAUGCACAAUUUAUUAUCAUAAGCCUGCGGAAUAACAUGUUUGAGUUAGCAGAUAGACUUGUUGGGAUUUAUAAAACAGAUAAUUGCACCAAGAGCAUUACCAUUAACCCGGCGAGUUUUGUUAUUUGUGAAAAGGCAGCUUGAGGCACCUGUUGGAUUUUCUGAUACGAGCUCAAGUUGGUUCCUGUAUCGUGCCUGUGUUCUUUUGUACACAUGUGAGUUGAAGUUGAUAUGCAUAAGCUUAUGUAGUCUGGAGGAGGGAUGGGUAACAUGUAUAUAGUGAUGUGUAACUAUUGCUCAAUUCCUUAGGUAAUGAUUGGGAGCAUGGGUUUUGAUAUUUGGAUUUGAAUUUGUAGGUUUGGAUGAAGUUGGAUACAAUUUUGUAUUACAUUUUGUCUAAUUCCACACAAGUUCGAAUCCAUAACUUGAAAUCUGUGCUAAAAAACACAGGGCUAUCUUUAUUUUAUAUUUUUUCAAGCUCAAAAAUGAUAGCCAUUUUAUUUGUCUUAUUUUUUAAUGUUUUAUGUUUUUCUAGUGAACUUGCGACUGCUGUGCAACCUGCUUGCAAAUAUCUUAUGGCAGUGAAUUUCUCA